Messenger RNA from Monoraphidium neglectum, 543 nucleotides. RefSeq names its product DNA polymerase I. Gene Ontology annotation, biological process: DNA replication, Okazaki fragment processing. NCBI's taxonomy places the organism in Eukaryota, Viridiplantae, Chlorophyta, Chlorophyceae, Sphaeropleales, Selenastraceae. The transcript is spliced from 4 exons. Gene Ontology annotation, molecular function: DNA binding; 5'-flap endonuclease activity. The annotation marks the transcript as partial. The record is from RefSeq and is a predicted model, not a curated record.
AUGUUGCAGCCCCAUCGGCAUCCAAUCGGCCGCAGGCUGUACCUGAUCGAUGCGAAAGCCCAGGUGUACCGCCUCUCCCACGGCUACGGCGACGCCGCGACGGCGCCGCCCCCCGCGCCGCAGGCCGGCCCGGGCAGCGGCAGCGGCGGCGGCAGCGGCGAGGAGAGCUCGCUGGUGGCUCACGGGAGCGUGCUGUUCCCUCAAUACAAGGCGCAGCGCAGCGCGGCGCCACAGGGCCUCAAGGAGGACCUGGGCCGCAUCCUGGACGUCGUGGACGCCCUGGGGGUGCCCAUACUGACGGUCCCCGGCGUCGAGGCCGAUGAUGUCAUCGGGACGCUGGCGGCCAGGGGGGCGGACCAUGGGCUGGACGUCACCAUCGUGUCGCCCGACAAGGACUUUUUCCAGGUGCUGCGGCCCCGCGUGCGGCUGCUGCGGCUCAUCAAGGCCCCCAAAAAGGUGGCCGUCGCCCCCGGCAGCAUCUUCUACACAGAGGCCGACUUUGAGGCGGAGCACCAACUUGGGGACGCGCGGCUGUGGGCGGAC